Myripristis murdjan (pinecone soldierfish) is the source of this 4123-nucleotide messenger RNA. It is a transcript of the gene nrg3a, whose product is annotated as neuregulin 3a. The record is from RefSeq and is a predicted model, not a curated record. Gene Ontology annotation, biological process: animal organ development; nervous system development; intracellular signal transduction. The transcript is spliced from 9 exons. NCBI's taxonomy places the organism in Eukaryota, Metazoa, Chordata, Actinopteri, Holocentriformes, Holocentridae. Gene Ontology annotation, molecular function: chemorepellent activity. The coding region runs from base 700 to 2883 and encodes 727 amino acids.
CUGCACAGGGUGGGGAAGCAACAAGACCCACCCUGCAAGUUUCGCUCCCCUCCACCAAUACGACGAUAACAUCCCGUAGUGGAGUGUGUAAGGAGGGGACGCAUAUGCAUAUGAAGUAGAAAUAGCUGUGUUUUAAGGAUUGUGGAUUUUUGCUGCAGUGCCAUCUGAACAUUGAUGCCACAGCUUCUUCACAUGCAUGGACGAAAAGCCGUUCCUUCCCACCCAUCUCUCCCUCCCAUCUCUCUCUUUGUCCCUCUUUCUCCCCAUCAGAAGCAUCAUUUGAAUUCCACCGGUUUUCCCUGCGUUGUAUUUGGCUCUUUCUUGAAGUUGGAAAUCAUAGCAGCUUCAGUUCAUCAUUGGACAUUGAGAGUUGGACAGGACUAAAAGUGGACUAAUCAGGCGAUUUUUCAGCUCUCACAUUUCUCACUGGGUGUCUCUGAGUGCCUCUGUGCGUGUGUGCUUGUGUGUGUGUUUGUGUGCUUGUGUGUUUCUGGAUGCGUGUCUGCAUGUAUCCCCAGCACCCCUCCCCACCUCGCUAUCCUUGGAUUACGUAUAUGUGUGUGUGUGUUUGAGCAUCCCAUUCCGUGGAAUCCUUUUUAUCUAUUUUUCCACCCGUCCCUGUGUCUUUUCUGAAUGUCCGGCAGUGUCGGGUAUCUUUCUGCCAUGUGCUACCCAUGCCUAUCACAGGGUUAACCCUAAAUGAGCCAUAAAGGACGGCAGGGAAGGAUGAGUGAGUGUUCUGGGGCAGCCGUAUCUGGGGCAGUGAUCCUGGAAGAACCUGAGGGUCCAGGGGGCUCAGGUGGCCGUGGAGAGGGCCAGGCCCAGGAUCAGGGCCCUUUAAGAUGUGGAGGUUGCACACUGUGGCCUCGCCAGCAGACAUGGCUCUGUGUGGUCCCUUUACUCAUUGGUUUUAUUGGCCUGGGAUUGAGCCUGAUGCUGCUGAAGUGGAUCGUAGUUGGGACAGUCCGGGAUUAUGUGCCAACAGACCUGGUGGAUGCUAAUCGAAUAGGCCAGGAUCCUAUUUUCCUGUCUAAGCCCAGUGGCAUUCCUAAAAGCCCAGAUACUACCACCACAACUACUCCUACCAUUGGUGGCGGGAACCCCACACCUAGAACUGUAACAGUGGCCAAAGGUAGAACUCGAUCCACUGCCCCCACCACUACCAUUAACCCAAGAGGGGGCGGAGCCUCGGGUAGUCAAGUAACUCCUCGGAAUCCUGCUCAUCGUAAUGGACGUGGGCCUCCGGGUAUUACUACAUCUACAGCAACUCUGCAAACCACAUCCAUAAUUGGGGCAGCAACUUCAAGUCCAUCUCCAUCCAACCCAACAGUCCUGCAUGACUCCACACAGAUGUGGACCCAGGAGCACACAACCACUGAGAGGGUCUCCACCAUGCUCACCACACGUAUGAACAGUCACCGCAAAACACCAUCGCCGACCAUCCCUCCGCUGCGCUCCGAGCAUUUCAAACCCUGUCAUGAGAAGGACCUGGCCUACUGCCUGAAUGGUGGUGAAUGCUUUGUCAUCGAGACGCUCAGCGGGCCUCACAAGCACUGCAAGUGUCGAGAAGGCUACCAGGGAAUCCGCUGUGACCAGUUUCUGCCCAAGACAGACUCCAUCCUGUCUGACCCAAAUCACUUGGGCAUCGAGUUUAUGGAGAGCAAGGAGGUGUACAAGAGACAGGUCCUGUCAAUCACGUCCAUUGCCAUGGCGAUCAGCCUUCUGGGCACCCUCUGUAUGGCCCUCUACUGCCGCAACAAGAGGCGCAGAGAGAAGCUCCAGGCCCAUUUAAAGGAGAGUCGCAGCCUGAAAAACUACAGUGCUAACUCCUCUAAUGCCCUGGAUCCCAAGGCAAGGAUGUCCAACACCAACCUACAGAUGCAUAAGUACUGUAAAAGGUCCUCCCAGUCUCGCGAGGGCACUGUAUGUGAAUCCAGCUUUGCCCAUUGCAAUAUUACCAACACCUCCUGCAGCAGCUCCAGAGGCACGGCAAAACAUCACAGAAGUGGCUCCUUGUCCCACAGCCCAGAUCAGAGAAGUCGGCCAACCCACUGGUCAGCUCCUCGCAGGACUCCACCCAUACCCAGAGGAAGGCUGAAUCCAAUUGGAGGAUCCAAAUAUUCAGGCCCCGCCUACCAACAUCUCCAGGAGGUGGAGUCAUCUGAGAAGGAGGCUGAGGCACAGACAGGGUGCCAGAUGCAGGGCGAGAAGCCAGGCAGCGACCCCAGACAAGACACCUUCCUACAUAUGCAACCUCCUGUUUCAAUGGAGGCAAGUCCGUCAUUGGCGUGGAGCGGCCGCGUGGAGGUGCGUUCGGGUUUGUGCGCUCCCUCCGACCACCAGGAUCUGAACCCCGCCACCCGCAGCCUGCGGAGGCCCAGCCGGCGCCACAGCCACUCCCCGCCUCCUCCGUUUCGCUCGUGUUCAAUCCCCAUCAUCCCCUCUGUCCAGUGUCACCAUGACAACGAGGUGUCGUGUAUGCAAACCAGCAACACCCCGGUGGCCACGUCCUCAUCCAUGUCGGUCACCUGCGGAGCCACGCCCUGCAAGGAAGCAGGAAGACCGCGAGAGGGAGCGCGCGGGGCGCCCUCUACUUCCUGCUCGUCCGCCAUCGGCCAGCAGCAGGAUGAGGUGGCCCUGCUAUUGGAGGAGGCGCAGGAGCAGCUCAGGGCGUUGGCUCUGGCUCAUAGGAAGCACGAAGAGGGUGGGCUCAGCAACAGUGGCAGCGGGUCAGUGGCUGCGCUCGUGGAGGUCAGAGAAACUGUUUGCUUCCUGAACCCUAACGGAGGAGGAGCCGGGGGGUCGAGCUCUAAUGGGCCCACGGAGACCCAGUUACUCAGCCCCAAUCUAUCACACAGAGACUUGGGCCAGGCCGGCCAAUGAAAGGACAACAUUUAGGACAUUCACUUUUGGUUUGACAGUGUUCGACAGACUCUGGUGUUUUGGACUCAAGAUUGCAGACACUGAAUCUACGGGACAAAAGGGACAGUGACGAAUAGAAAAAAAUAUCAAAUCAUGGAGAAUCUGAUCAUGUGCUGAUGAUAUGCAUGGAUACAUGCAAACACUCGAGUGGCCGCCUCUACACCGACUGACAGUAUGGAAAAAGAGAAAAAAAUAUUUACAUGCAUUUAUUUACAAAAACGAGAGAAACACUUCUACUUAGACAAAAAGAAACCAAAUAGUCUGUCAAAUCCAUGGUGUUUUUAAUUGUAAAAAGAAUAUAUAAAUAUAUAUAAAUAUAUAUGGAUAUAAAUAUAUGGAAUUCAAAAAGUGACCAAGUACAAAGUUGAAGAACACAGGAAUGAUGUAACUAUUUUUCUUUUUCUCUUCUCCCUGUUUUUUUGUAUUAUCCCGUCCACUUUUUGUUUCUGGCUCAAUUGUAACCUAGGAACGUCAUCCCUUAUUAACGUCCCAUCACACAUCCAUGAGCCAUGAGUCAUUGUAUGAGCCCACCCAGAGUCAGAAUGGCCGGAAAUGGAGGACGAAUCCACAACGAAUGCCUGAGAGAGCCUUUUGAACGUCUGUCUUACCCUGCCAAGAAUCACAAGUACAACUGUCCAUGAUAACCAACACCACCUUGGAGUCACGGUGCAAAACAGCGCCUCCCUGGCUGAACGCGAGGAACAGUGAUGGAUGGAGAAGAGCAAGAAAAGAGAGGGAGAGAAAGAGUAAAUACUCACAGUACACAAAAAACAAUGGACUUAUACAACCGGGCUGAUCUGGGAGAGCAGAUUGUUGAAGACAGUGCCAAUGCUGACUCCCCAACGGCCACUGUUUCAAUCCAAUGUAUUUUUUUACAAAUGAGAUCCUCACACAUAUAUGCACACACACAUAAACCACUGUAUAGGUCCCCUGUGUGAAACUGUGUGGCUGGGGUGGAUGGGUGGGUGGAUGGAAAAAUGAUUGGAUGGCUGGUUGGCUAGAGAGAAGGUUGAAGGGAAAACAGAGGGCUAAUAGGCACCAUGGAGGCAUAUCUGCAAUUUUUUUCCCCCUUUUUUCUUUUUUUUCACUCUUGGUCGGUAAUGAACAAUGCUGCUUUCCGGGGCUGAUUGGAGGGAGAGCCACAAGGUUUGGCAAUCCCAGAGUUCUUGAAACAAGAAAUAAAUGUCUAUGUUGUAUCCUG